This is a messenger RNA of Linum tenue, 171 nucleotides long. Lineage: Eukaryota; Viridiplantae; Streptophyta; Magnoliopsida; Malpighiales; Linaceae. The record is from the annotation of a GenBank genome assembly.
AUGGUUUACCUUCACGAGGAUUCUAGGUUGAGGUUCAUUCACAGUGACCUAAAAGCCAUCAAUAUCUUGUUGGGUGCGGAGAUGAACGCAAAGAUUUCAGAUUUCGGGAUGGCGAGGUUGUUCGAUACAGAUGAGACCCAGGGGAAUACAAGUCGAAUCGUUGCAACUUAA